UCCGCCUUGGCUGAGCACAGAGGUGGGUACAGUGGCUACUGGCUGGCAGUGACGAGCGCUUCCUUUGUGGUGCUGGCGUAGGCGUGACGCCAUGUUGUGAAAAGUGUCUGGACGAAAGUGGAAAAUUCGCACGGAAAACUGCACUCGAAAGUCGCGGAAAUAAACAGCAUUGUUGAAACAAUCCAAAUUCAGGAGUUCAAUUUGUUGUCAGAGUAAAAGAAGAAGGAAAGCAGCCAGCGAGGCAAUGGCAGCAAUGGCCAACCGAUUUGUAGGCACCAGUGGUGCCAUGGUGGUGCUGCUGACGGUGGUGCAGUGCAUCCUAGCGACACCACAGCGCACCGCCGCCUUUUCGCUGCAGGCGGCCGUGGAUGAAAUGCAUCGUCGCGAGGCGGCCAAGUAUCCACUGAACGCCCCUCCACAACCCGCUCUCGACGACUGGGAUGAAGAUGGCGAUUUAUUUGGCAAGAAUAGGAAUCGGAAUCGCCAUCGAGGUAAUAAGGCACUUGGCAAGUACUUAGAACGCGACGAGGACAACUACGGUCCGGAUCACAACCUGGGCUUGGGCUUGGGCUUGGGUCUGGGCAUGGGCAUGGGUCUGGGACUCGAUGACGAAGGCGACUUGGGCCCCAGUAAUCUAGUCGAUGAGAAGAGAAAGCGUUUCUCCUCUUUUCGCGAACGUGACGAGCAGUUCGAUGGAUCCGCUCCUUCGGCUUUCCGCGAACGUGAAAUCCAGCCACUGAACGCUGAGCCCGCUCACAAUGAGCUCACGGAGCAGUUUCUGCGCGAGAUCGAAGAGGCCAGGGAUCGGGAUGCAGUGCGUCAAUGGUGGCGCCACCUGGACCAGGCGAAAACCCAACAGGAACCGGAACAGGAAGUCGAGCAGUUCGAGCAGAAGAAGCGGAUGCGAGUGCCACCUUACUACUUGCUCAUGCAAAAGAAGCGCUCCUAUCCGGUUCUGCCAUGGUUGCCGUACAACGGCGAUAAGAGGAAACGAUUCCCGGUGGCCAAGAGGAGCACCACCAACUCCAAUCCGGAAUCUCCACUGGGCAGAACCGAUGAGCGAGUGGCCCAGGAGCUGAGCGAGCUGUUCGGCAAGCCCGGAGAAGCGCAAUCACAUACCGAGGAGAAACGCAAGCGGUCGGCGGAUGAGCAGCCAAAGGUCACGACCAAUCUUCCUGAAUCCCCGCCAGCCACCGCCACCGCCUUGGGGGAUAUGCGUCUGGAGAUCAACUUUCAGCGGGUGAAUGUCACGCCCAAGGAGACACCCACAUCCGCUCCAGCUGGCGCUGGUGAAUUGGUCCAGCAUGGCGGCCAUGCCGGUCAUCAUGGUGGCCAUGUGCCUGGAAUGUCACCCGAGUAUCGUCAUCGCAAGCGAAGCGAUCAUGCGCAUGGCGACAACACGGAGGAUACCGAGGCGGACGAGCACGAUGAGGAGGGUGAGGAGAGCUCCGAUGAGGAUGACCACGACGAGUUUGACGAGGAGGACGGUGAAGCUGACCUGGAGGCGGAGGAAGCCGAGGAGCAGCGGCGCAAGAAGAAACGAGCUGCUGCCAGUCUAACUGGAAAUGGUGGAGGCAAUAAGCACCUCCAUGCACCCACUGUGGGUCACCUGAUGCUCCGUGCCAAGAAGUCCAUAGAUUGGUCGCAAUACUUCGGGCUGGAUCGCAAGAAGAAGUCCUUGCAGAAGAAAGAAAACCUAAAGAAACGCAGUGACGCGGAUAGUAGCACCAAUAAUGAUGAGGAAGAUGACGAUGACAGCUCGGAGGCGGAGAAAAAGAAGCGUGACUUCGAUGCCGAAAAGUUGGACAGCAUGGACAAGAAGCUGCAGUCCAUCGAGGACUUCAUCAUCGACGAGACCAUCAAAUAUACGGGUGCCCACGAGGGACUCAACAGCAAGGACGACAUCCGCAGAAUCAAGGACCAUGUCCUCUCGCGCUUGGCAACCGCUUACAGUCUGGAGAAAAUGCGCAGGGCUCUGGAUAAGUUAAGGAGAUCAGUGGACAACGAGAGUCACCUGAUGCGCAAUACCAUCGAACCGGAAUCCGAGGAGAACGCGUUGGACUCCAAUUACUGGCUGAACAAAAAGUCGGUGAAGAAGGAGCAGGCGGAUCAGCCGGCAGAAGACUCGAGACCACCGAAGGACAUGGAAAAGAGGAAGCGCAGUGGCUACUUGCGCUAUCCGGAGCAGCCAAAUACCAUGGAGGAGGCCCUCAGCCUGGGCAGCGCUCCCUACGAGACCCUAAACGACGCCUAUCUGGGCAACAAGAACUACAUAGUGGGCUCCAACCAGUGCCCCAUCAUCGAGUCCAUGGCGGAGCGCUGUCGGGGCGUCGAUCUCAUCUCCGGAGACAUUAACCAGGAGCUCCUGCCCCUCUGCGGUGUCCACCAGAUAUGCUAUCUAUGUGGUGCCUCGCAGGUAGCCUGCGACUAUCAGUACUUGGCGGAGGCGGAUAGCGUUUGCGGCGACAGCAACGACUGCCAGUCGGCGGCCCGUUCCAUCCUGAUGAUCCUGCGCGGAUCCCAUGGCCGGCAGCUGGGUCCUCGGGAGUGCUUGAAGAAUCCCUGCUUGUACAGGGCCAUGCGGGAGAUUGGGCUUUAAGCGAACUGCUCCGGAUUGCCGCCCAGUGUUUUCCUAACGUCUCUUUUGCGUGCGUUUAAAAAGAAAAUAUGAAAACUUCGUAAUGAAAAGCAGAGAGAGAGAGAAGAUAACAAUAUGAGCCCAAAAAAAACCAACAUAAAAACCUUGCUGAACUGGCAAAAAUCUAACAAACGAUUGUUUCAAAACCAAAUAGUCGUCGCAUACAAUGACAUAAUAUUUUGAUGGAUUUUCCUGACCGCCCUGCGAGGCGGCAGCAGCCAACUAGAGUUUUCCAGAUACCUAAAGAGAUGCAUAUAGAUAUAUAUACAAUUUGGAUUCAGUUAAUCGCAGUAGACGCCCGAUGCGGCCCGAUUUAUUUGGUUUAAGUGUUCAGCGUGAAAUGGAAUUUUUCGAAACAUAUUUGCACGUUUUAUGGGUGUUUAAGUGUACAAACGUGAUCAUAGACGAAACAUAACAAACAUACAUAUGCUUAACCAAGCCAUACAAGUAUUUAAUCCACACAGUCAGCUUUUUAAGUAACUUAACUCGCUUGACAUUCUAAGCAAGAUGAAAGGCAGAGCUCACAUUGGCAGCUAGUCCUCCAAAGUCACCGUCAGAAUUCUUCUAAUCGGUUCUGACUUGGAGGUGUGCACAUACAUACACCAUACCAUACACCUACACACUAUACUCGUACAUAUAUAACGAUUUUAGCCUACACUGGGAAAAAAAACUAUGUAUCUUUGCGAACGCCACAUGCAGAGCAACUAACUAUAGUAUCUGAGACUUCUCUCUCCGCAUUACUUGUCUACAGAUGAACAUAUACAUUAAUGUGUUUCAACGUGCUUACAAUAAAUGGACAUAACUAAGACAAAUAUUUGAAGCUCUAACAAAUCUAUAUAUGUGAUUAUUAAUAUAUACAAGGAGUUUAAUAAAUGUGUAAAUCUUUUAGGGCCAGCAUAUAUACCAAUAUGAACAACAGCAAGACGUUUGGUUGCGAAAUCAAAAUAUUAUUAAUGUAUUUACAUAAACGAACAAAUAUAUAUUUAAACUUGAUGUAUAUGCUACAGUUUGAAAAACAAAACAAAACAGAACAAAUCCCGUCUUUGAAAAUAUUUAUUGCUAUACAGUUAUCAUAAAUGUCGAAUAUAAAUAUAUCGGGAUUAUCCCAAAAA
This is a messenger RNA of Drosophila sechellia, 3750 nucleotides long. RefSeq lists its product as uncharacterized. The transcript has 7 exons. The record is from RefSeq and is a predicted model, not a curated record. Bases 245 to 2599 code for a protein of 784 amino acids. Lineage: Eukaryota; Metazoa; Arthropoda; Insecta; Diptera; Drosophilidae.